AUGUCGACCAAUGCAGGACCUUUCGAGCAACGCUUCGUCAUUGACUCAUAUACUCACCACUCACAUUUGCCCACGUCUUCAGGCCCCUACAUCCUUGGUGUCGAUGAAGCCGGCCGGGGACCUGUAUUGGGACCUAUGGUGUACGGCGUCGCUUUCUGCCCCAAGGCAUACGAAGAACAGCUAGAAGGAAUGGGCUUCGCAGACUCUAAAACACUCACGCCUCAGAAGCGCGAAGAGCUACUGCGAGUUCUCAAUUCCGACCCAUAUAACCUAGGGUGGGCCGUACGUGUUUUAAGUCCUCAGGCGAUAUCAGCUGGCAUGCUCCGUAACCCUCCAAUAAACCUGAACAAACAGGCACAAGAUGCCACUAUCUUGCUGAUCCAGGAAGUCUUGCAGAAGGGAAUUCAGCUAUCAGAGAUAUACGUUGAUGCUCUUGGCGAUUGCGACAAAUAUACUGCUCUGCUUUCUUCUAUUUUUCCCGGGAUUGCCUUCACUGUACGGAAGAAGGCCGACUCGUUGUUCAAGAUAGUUGGCGCCGCCAGCGUGGGAGCUAAAGUAACGAGAGAUAGCUGUUUGGAGAACUGGGUGUACGAAGAGUCUACAUCUCAAGGCGAUGGAGAGGGUUGGGGUAAUACCAUUGGUAGCGGGUACCCCUCUGACCCUACAACUCAAGCAUGGCUCAAGUCUUCCGUUGAUCCAACAUUUGGAUUUCCAUCGUUGGUCCGUUUCUCCUGGACCACAGUCAAAGUUCUUCUUGAGAAGGAAGCCCAUCCUGUCAAAUGGAUUGACGAGGGCAAUGACGCGCUUAUCAAAGCUUUCGAAGCGGAAAAGGGUCGGGAUCGGGGCCGUUGCGUUGUCGCUCGGGAUUUAGGGCUGCAAAGUGUCGGAACUUUGUAG
This is a messenger RNA of Coniophora puteana RWD-64-598 SS2, 897 nucleotides long. RefSeq names its product ribonuclease HII. Gene Ontology annotation, molecular function: RNA-DNA hybrid ribonuclease activity; RNA binding. Gene Ontology annotation, cellular component: ribonuclease H2 complex. The record is from RefSeq and is a predicted model, not a curated record. The transcript is spliced from 7 exons. Bases 1 to 897 code for a protein of 298 amino acids. Gene Ontology annotation, biological process: DNA replication, removal of RNA primer; mismatch repair. NCBI's taxonomy places the organism in Eukaryota, Fungi, Basidiomycota, Agaricomycetes, Boletales, Coniophoraceae.